CGGCAUCGAACCGUCGUUCGUCUACUGAAGAUUUUGAGAAGCCUUUAAGCUCAAGAGCUAUGAGCGCCUCACAGUUUCCUCCGCCUGCUUCUCCAUCUCCAGCGUCUUCUUCGCGAUCGCUAGCUUCUCCAUCUCCAUCUCCAUCUCCGGCGAGUUUAUCAUCAUCAUCAUCUUCGAUGAGGCUAUGGAGACCAGCUGCUCAGCGGAAUCUAAGGAACCAGUGGUCAAAGCUCUCGACUUUCCGGCAACAGUGGGUCGCCGCUUGUUCCGGCGGAAAAUCUCACGCCACUUCGCUCGUCAAUGCGUAUCUAUCCCAAACGUUUGUGCCAGCAAUGAAGUUUGGUGCGUUGAGUGACAUGGUUGGUAUCAAGGAGAAGACUUUGAAGAAGCUGUCUAAGCAACAGAGUUCGUAUCGGAUCAAGCUUCUAUCUUCGUACAAGGAAAUGGUGGCUGUUGUUGUUGAGAUGGUGAAUGUAAGUAGUUCUCUGAGAUGUUAUAUGAAGCCGAGUAGCGGUUCAAUUAUACAGUUCUCUGGUUCUAAGGAAGAUUCAGAUGAUGCUGGAGACUGCGGUGGCAUCCCUGUGUUUAAUUUUUUGAAUGUCUCUGCAUUUGAGAAUAUGGCUGAGGAGCUUGUGGAGAUGUUCAAACGAGAAGUAAUGCUAAAGAGAUUACUUGUAAUGGAACUGGUCUCUUUAAGCUGUGAAGUUCCUCAACCGGUGAAGCUCAGUUGGUCAGCUGAGCUUUACCAUGGAGAGUUUGAUGAUCUCUCCAAAUGUUCUUUAUACUCCAAUGAGCCAAUUCUCCCCAGACUGAGAGAAGAUAAUCUCGGUAUCUCUUCUGUAUCACAUACCAACCAGCCAACCUCGGAAAUUUUGCAGAUUUACUUGACAACUUGGCUUGCAGAGAUAAACAUUGACAGUCAUAGGGUGGAUGAGAUAUUAGCGAUGGCCGGGGAAGAAAUUAGACUCACCUUCUAAAGUUUGAAAGCUGUUCCUUAAGCGUCUGGUUAAGUUUCUGUGACUUUAAAGCAUGACUGCUUCUACAAAGCUCUAAGUGACUUGAGAGACAAGAGGAAGAGAUUUUUAGAACCUUAGCUUUGUUGAAAUUAUAUUGUUAUGUUUUGUUUACUGGAAACCAUAGGUUGUAACCUUAUUAGAUUUUCUGUUAUGAGCAAUUUUUCUUUACUAAGUA
Molecule: messenger RNA, 1191 nt
Organism: Brassica rapa (field mustard)
Lineage: Eukaryota; Viridiplantae; Streptophyta; Magnoliopsida; Brassicales; Brassicaceae
Source: RefSeq, a predicted model, not a curated record